Messenger RNA from Cryptococcus amylolentus CBS 6039, 743 nucleotides. RefSeq lists its product as hypothetical. The transcript has a single exon. NCBI's taxonomy places the organism in Eukaryota, Fungi, Basidiomycota, Tremellomycetes, Tremellales, Cryptococcaceae. The record is from RefSeq and is a predicted model, not a curated record. The coding region runs from base 188 to 685 and encodes 165 amino acids.
UGCCAAACCCCUCACCAUCGCAGCCUCUAGACUUCCGGCUGGGACAUAGCCGAAAACCCGCGACACUCACAUGAAGGGAGAGAGUCAUCAAUGCCCUCUUUUCAUUCUACCUCCACAAAGGGAACGCGAUAGAGCACUUGGUCCGAUGUAGUCGCGCGGGUCGUAUAAAGGACAAUUCGAGUCACUCAUGAUUAUCACCCACCGCCUCACCAGUUUUCAAACUCCCGAUAGCUUCAAAAAGAGCCUCAAGAUGUCCUCAGCAGCGAAGACAGCCACCACUAGCACCUUUUCUAGGCGAGCACCCGUCGCUCCAUCACUUCCCACUAUCCCCACCAUCAGUUCCAUAUCAACCUUGUCGACCUUACCCAGCACUUACCGAACCAAACUACCUCCACCGUCUAGGGGACACACAAUCACUCACCCAGUGAUGCCUCCAAAACCCACCACAGAGAGAUAUAAGAGUGUCCAGGCGUCGUACCAGUCCAAGACAAAGACUGAGACGAAGAACGCUGUCCGGACCACUGAAAAGAAGAAGAGGGUGAACGCCACCCAGGCCCCACCUCAGACGCGCCCUCCACCUCCCCCUCCCUCACCCAAAAAGGAGGAGAGGUCAAAGGGUGAUCGAGCUAGGGAGCUGAGCUACCGUUAUACGUAUAGGAGGAAGCAAGUCACGAUAAGGCGCUGAAUGAGCUGCGAUGUGCUUUCUGGAUACGUUGAACAAUUGCGUUCAUGGACAUUGGUGA